Messenger RNA from Nezara viridula (southern green stink bug), 1272 nucleotides. NCBI's taxonomy places the organism in Eukaryota, Metazoa, Arthropoda, Insecta, Hemiptera, Pentatomidae. The record is from the annotation of a GenBank genome assembly.
ACAUUGUAUUCUUACCCAGAUAACUUCAGGACCUACAACAUCCUUAUUGCAGCGCAAUAUGGUGGUGGUUCUGUUAAACUUGCACCUGGUUUUGUUGCCGGAGAAACCACCAACUCUCCGGAAUUUCUCUCAAAAUUUCCUUUAGGUUCUGUCCCUGCAUUCGAAGCUAAAGAAGGAAAGCGCAUUACUGGAAGCAAUGCUAUAGCAUAUUAUGUUAGUAGCAAUGACCUAAAAGGUACUGGUGAUGUGGAGAAAGCUCAGGUCAUUCAAUGGUUGAGUUAUGCUGAUAAUGAAAUCCUUCCUCCUGCAUCAGUAUGGACUUUCCCUUAUCUUGGAAUUUUAGACUACAAUAAGCAGGCUGUGAACAAUGCAAAAAAUGAUUUGAAAAAUAUAUUGACCCACCUCAACAAUUUCCUGUUGUGUCGGACCUAUCUAGUUGGGGAACGAAUUUCUUUAGCUGACAUCACUGUUGCCUGUACACUUCUCAAUGCUUAUAAAGUUGUCCUGGAUUCCUCCUUCAGGAAAGGUUUCCAGAAUGUUAACAGAUGGUUUAACACAAUCAUCAACCAACCUAAAGUAAAGAAUAUUCUUGGGGAAGUCAAAUUUUGUGAAACUGAACCCAAAGUUCCUACUCCUGUUAAAGGUGGUGGUGAUCAGGCUGGAGGUAAAAAAGAUAAGAAGAAGGAAAAAGAGGGGCAGUCACAAAAUGAACAAAAGAAAGCUGAAAAAGCUGCCGAACCUGCUGAAGAAAUGGAUGAGGCAGAACUUGCAUUAGCAUCUGAGCCAAAAUCUAAAGAUCCUUUUGAUGCUCUUCCUAAAGGAACUUUCAACAUGGAUGAAUUUAAAAGGUGUUAUUCCAAUGAAGAAGUUGAGGUAUCCAUUCCUUUCUUUUGGGAAAAGUUUGAUGAAGCUAAUUAUUCUAUUUGGCAUGGAGAAUAUAAAUAUCGCGAUGAACUCAAGAAAGAUUUCAUGAGUUGUAACCUCAUUACAGGUAUGUUCCAAAGGUUGGAUAAAAUGAGAAAGCAUGCCUUUGGUUCAGUUGCCUUAUUUGGAAAGGAUCAGGAUAGCUCUAUAUCUGGUGUUUGGGUUUGGAGAGGACAUGAAUUAGCAUUUUUGCUAAGUCCAGACUGGCAAGUUGACUUUGAAUCAUAUGAUUGGGUUAAACUUGAUCCGAAAAACGAAGAACACAAGAAGAAAAUUAAUGCUUAUCUCGCCUGGGAAGGUGCGGACAAAGAUGGUCGCAAAUUCAAUCAAGGAAAAAUCUUCAAAUGA